This is a messenger RNA of Oryzias melastigma (Indian medaka), 1357 nucleotides long. Its product is annotated as oocyte zinc finger protein XlCOF8.4-like. The record is from RefSeq and is a predicted model, not a curated record. NCBI's taxonomy places the organism in Eukaryota, Metazoa, Chordata, Actinopteri, Beloniformes, Adrianichthyidae.
CAUUUACUUAUGAAUUGUUUUGUGUGAUGUUCCUAUCGUGACCCGGAAGUAAGCAGAACCAGGCCGCGCUAGCAUGCUAGCAGCGUUAGCUUGUGUCGAGACGACGGUGGUGUUUUGGCUGGAUGUUUGUGAUGUUUUCAGAAAGAAAGGACGAUACGUGGUUCGGUUCCGAACAAUCCUCUUUAGCUAAAGUGUCGUAAAUGAGUGAAUACGACUGAGUGAAUACGUGUUGAACGUAAAGACGACGUGGCUGUGAUUGUGAAACUAGCAGAUGAUCGGAGCUGCUGCUGUUCAGAGGACUUUGGUGUUUGUUGGAGCUGAAGAUCUUCUGCAGCUGCAGGAACCAUGUCUUCAUUUGCUCAGAAAGAGUCUGUCAGAGAACAACUUUCUGCUGCUGAAGAAACCUUCAGACUCUGUGAAGGAACCAUCGUCCAGAAUGAGAAUGAGGAGCUCUGUGGUCAGCGCAGACUGCUGGAUAUCACCUGGAACCCGCAGCUUCAGCUCCACGUUGCAGUCCUCCCCGACCAUUGGGUGACUGAAGAGGAAGAUCUCAGCAACCAGCAGAGGAACUUCAGAGAGGAACAAGAGGAUAUAGAACCUCCACAGACUAAAGAGGAACUGAACAAAUCAGAACCUCAACAGAUUGAAAUGAAACAGGAGAAAACAGAACCUUCACAGAUUAAAGAGGAAAUGAAGGAACCAGAACAUCCACAGGUUGAAAUUAAACAGGAGGAAACAGAAACUCCUGAGAUUAAAGAGGAGCAGGAGGAACCAGAAGCUCCUGAGAUUAAAGGGGAACAGGAGGAACCAGAACCUCCUGAGAUUAAAGAGGAACAGGAGGAAUCAGAACUUCCAUGGGUUAAAGAGGAGCAAGAACACAUCUGCAUCAGUCAGGAUGAAGAGCAGCUUGAUCUAAAGCAGGAGAUUGAUACCUUGAUGGAGAUUCCUUCAUAUGAGGAAAAUGAUCACAGUGAAACAGAUCUAAACAAUCAGAAGAGGUUCAGUGUAACUGAGAGUCAGGAUGAAGAAGGAAACCAACAUGAAGAAUCAUCAUCAACUACAGAUGAAGAGACAGACCAACAGAUCAGAGAUCAGAGGAAGAAAAGAGACAGAAGUCAUGUCCAAAGAGUGGACAGCUCUCACAUGUCAGCAAGUUCAUGUGACUCUGAUGUUAGAAAAAAAUCCAAGAAAGAAACUUCAGUUGAGAAGCUCAAACAAUCUCCAAAAGAAAAGAGACUUUCCUCUGUUAAGUCUGGUAAAAGAAAAAUAAUUGCACACAAUGCGUCUCCCCACAUGAGAGCUGAGUCUGAUGGAAGACCUUACGUCUGCAAAGAAUGUGGUAAAUGUUUUGGUUACU